Penaeus chinensis is the source of this 925-nucleotide messenger RNA. Its product is annotated as heme-binding protein 1-like. NCBI's taxonomy places the organism in Eukaryota, Metazoa, Arthropoda, Malacostraca, Decapoda, Penaeidae. Bases 132 to 767 code for a protein of 211 amino acids. The transcript is spliced from 7 exons. The record is from RefSeq and is a predicted model, not a curated record.
CAGGAUCGCUGACGGGUCUGGUAGCUCGUGGUCUUUGCGAGGCAGGCUGGCGGGGAGCAGUAGCCUGGAUAAGGGCAGAGCGACUAAGACACAUUGCAAACCAGACCACUAGACCGGAAUCAGAGACCAAAAUGGGCGGAACGAGAAUGACAACUCUGGUUUUGGUAAUGGGAAUGUUGGCAACGCUGCUCCAACCUACCCUCGCUGGGAGUUUGAUUGGUGCCUUCAGCAACAGCCUCGGCCCUGAUGAAAUCAUUGAUUACGACGUAUUGCAAGAAGGCAACGGCUUCGAGGAGAGGAAGAUCCCGAGUCUCAACUGGGCGUGCGUGGAGCAGGAGAACGACGCCUCGGAGGCUGACCAGAUGGAGGUCUUCUUCAGGCUUUUCGGCUACUUGGGAGGCAACAACAAAGAGGGUGUUAGGAUGGACAUGGCGGCGCCUGUAAGCAUCGAGUACCUGAAGAACGACACGGACGUGGUACUGAGCGGCUGCUUCCUCGUCGAAAGGAAGCAUCAGCAGCAGCCUCCGGAGCCCACUGACACCAGCAUCAAAAUCAAGGUUCGGCCGGAGAUGAAAGUCCUCACGAGGAAGUUCGGAGGGUACGCAACCUCCGACUCGGUUUGGCUCCGGGAGACGGCUGCCCUCAAGGCCAUCCUCGCAAGAGCCGGGAAGGAAGCGCGCACCGAUCUAAUGUACUGGAAUGCAUACGACGCACCAUUCAAGUUCUGGAAUCGCAGGAACGAAGUCUGGCUCUUGGAAGCUGUAUAACAUGGCAACUUUCGACUGGAUUUAUGGAAGUGUGUUCACCGGCAACCAAACAAGCUGUUUAAAAUGUAUUUCAAAGUACUUAAAAUUUAAAAUUUCUUCAUGGUUUUAGUUGCACUGAUGAAAUGUAAAAAAAUCAAUAAAUGUGGCCAUUACUUUUA